AUGCACACCACUACAACACUCGACGCACACACACCCACGGAUCGCGCCACCAUGUCCGAGCAGUCGCGCAGGCGUGAGGUCGAGAUGUACGCACACACGCUGCGCACACGUCUCCAGCUCGCAUCGAUCAAAGCGCUCGGCACCAAGUUCGACGCUGCACCUGUCCAACCUCUGGCGACGAGUCUGGUUGCCAACACCACCGACGACUCGCAGGUCUCGACGCCCGCACUGUCGCAGACCGAAUCGUCGUCGUCGAGCAGCCGAUCCACACGCUCCAUCUACCUCGAUAUCUUCGGCACGGAUUUCCGCCCCAAGUCGCUGUCGCGCACCACCUCUUUCGCUUCAUCCUCGUCGCGCCCACGGUCGGGAGCGUCGCCAUGUGCAUCGACAGGGUCGACACGCUCGCUGCUGGACCGUACCGCUUCGUCGCCGCAGCUCGGCUCGCCGGAACGCAGCAACGGCCGAUUUGACUGGCACAACAAUCCGACGCCCGCCAUGGUCGCACACGAAACCCGACUCGCCACGCCGCCGUUCGCACUGCCCGCAUCGCCGUGGUUGACCACUCCACGCACGCCGCGGUCGCGCCACGCAUCGGGCCGACAUAUCCUGGUGCACGCUGUGGACCAGGAUCAGGAGGAGCGUGACCGCGUUGCCACGACGCUCGCUGCACUGGCGGAAUCGCGUGCCGCCAGCAGCGGGAGCGACUCGAGCGGCUCCGACCGCCCGCACACCCCGCCGCAGCAUGGACUGGGCAUCGGAUUCAGCCCCACACUCAAGCGCACCGUACCUCCGGCAAAACGGCACAAGCGCAACGUUUCCUGGUCCGUCCCCGCGCUGCCUGCUGCCGAGGAGGAGGCCGAGGAUCGUACUGCGGCCGAUUACUUGCUGUUCCUCGCAUCGAGUCCGUCACCUUCGUCGAUCAAGCGCUUUUCGUCUGAUGCCGAUACCGACGCCGCCGCGACGGGGGUACUUGCGACACCAGCGCACACUUCGCUCUGGGAUCCGUUCGGCGAACCGCGCAGCCGGACCACGACGCAACGGGGUGAACCGCUAACUCCACCACCCUCUGCGCGAAAACCCGCGGCUGCUGGUGUUGCAGGGGGAUCGGAUACGCCACGGGAUGCGCACGAGUACAUGGCGACACGCACGCCGAGGUCACCACGCACACCGCCGCCGUCGACACUGCGCAACAGCGGCUGCUUUGAAGUGGGCACCCCCGCCGCACCCGGUGGCGACACCAACUUCCACUAUGCCGACUUUGUCAAUGUCUCCCCCAGCCCCCAGCCACCCAGCACGGGCAGAUUCGCUGCAACCUAUGCUCCCCGUGGCGAGCUGAGGACACCGACAAAGAUCAACCGUCACCGAUUCGAGCGUCCAUCUUAA
Messenger RNA from Moesziomyces aphidis, 1383 nucleotides. NCBI's taxonomy places the organism in Eukaryota, Fungi, Basidiomycota, Ustilaginomycetes, Ustilaginales, Ustilaginaceae. The record is from the annotation of a GenBank genome assembly.